Ceratotherium simum simum (southern white rhinoceros) is the source of this 1742-nucleotide messenger RNA. The record is from RefSeq and is a predicted model, not a curated record. Lineage: Eukaryota; Metazoa; Chordata; Mammalia; Perissodactyla; Rhinocerotidae.
GGUUGCUCUUUCCAGAACAUGGUGAUGAGUUUCCGAGUCUCCGACCUGCAGAUGCUCCUGGGUUUCGUCGGCCGUAGUAAGAGUGGACUUAAACACGAACUUGUCACCCGGGCCCUCCAGCUGGUCCAGUUUGACUGCAGCCCCGAGCUCUUCAAGAAGAUCAAGGAGCUCUACGAGACACGCUACGCCAAGAAGAGCGCAGAGCCCGUGCCCCAGCCCCACCGGCCCCUGGACCCCCUGGCCAUGCACCCGACCUACGAGCGGGCGGGCGCGGUGCCCAGGACUCCCCUCACGGGCCCCAACAUUGACUACCCCGUGCUCUACGGGAAGUACUUGAACGGACUCGGACGCUUGCCCGCCAAGACUCUCAAGCCAGAAGUGCGCCUGGUGAAGCUGCCCUUCUUUAACAUGCUGGAUGAGUUGCUGAAGCCCACCGAGCUGGUUCCGCAGAAUAACGAGAAGCUCCAAGAGAGCCCGUGCAUCUUCGCGCUGACGCCCAGACAGGUGGAGCUGAUCCGGAACUCCAGGGAGCUGCAGCCCGGGAUCAAGGCCGUGCAGGUCGUCCUCAGAAUCUGCUACUCGGACACCAGUGGCCCCCAGGAGGACCAGUACCCGCCCAACAUCGCCGUGAAGGUCAACCACAGCUACUGCUCCGUCCCGGGCUACUACCCCUCCAACAAGCCCGGCGUGGAGCCCAAGCGGCCGUGCCGCCCCAUCAACCUCACGCACCUCAUGUACCUGUCCUCGGCCACCAACCGCAUCACCGUCACCUGGGGCAACUACGGCAAGAGCUACUCGGUGGCCUUGUACCUGGUGCGGCAGCUGACUUCCUCGGAGCUGCUGCAGAGGUUGAAGACCAUCGGGGUCAAGCACCCGGAGCUGUGCAAGGCGCUGGUCAAAGAGAAACUGCGCCUGGACCCCGACAGCGAGAUCGCCACCACCGGCGUGCGGGUCUCCCUCAUCUGCCCACUGGUGAAGAUGCGGCUCUCGGUGCCCUGCCGGGCGGAGACCUGCGCCCACCUGCAGUGCUUCGACGCCGUCUUCUACCUCCAGAUGAACGAGAAGAAGCCCACCUGGAUGUGCCCAGUGUGCGACAAGCCCGCCCCCUACGACCAGCUCAUCAUCGAUGGGCUCCUCUCCAAGAUCCUGAGCGAGUGCAAGGACGCCGACGAGAUCGAGUUCCUGGUGGAUGGCUCGUGGUGCCCGAUCCGCGCCGAGAGGGAGCACAGCUGCAGCCCCCAGUGUCCCGUCCUCGUGCUCGGCGCCUCAGAUGCCAACGGGCUCCUGUCCCCCCCCAGUGUCAACGGCAGCAGUGUGCUGGGGGGUGUCAGCAGUGGGCCCGGUGUGGCGGGCGGCAUCGAGAAUGGGAAGCCGGGAGCUGACGUGGUGGACCUCACCCUGGACAGCUCGUCAUCCUCAGAGGAAGAGGAGGAGGAGGAAGAGGACGAGGAGGACGAGGAUGAGGAGGGCCCCCGGCCCAAGCGCCGCUGCCCCUUCCAGAAGGGCCUGGUAUCGGCCUGCUGACCGCACGCCACCAGUCGGACACUCGACUUUCCUGGUGCUCACCAUGCAGAGGGGCGCAGGCGGGCCUCGGGGUACAGUGGGAGGAGUGAUAUAUAUAUAUUUUUUUCUUUUUAUUGUUCAUUUUGUUUUUCCACCCAAACUUUCCCUGGCUCCUGGCACCUGUACCUCUGGACUCUCCUAUCGGAGGAUUAAAAAAACGUAAAAUGACAAAAAAAAAA